UAAAGUGGUUGGAAUCCCUCUAACGUAUUUGACGUUUCCUGCAGAAACAACAAAAAUUUUGUAUGAAAUGUUCAAGAACACAAUCGCAACAUGCCUUAUAAAUACCAACCUUGCCACACCCGUGUGCGAAGACUACCGAGAGUUGUACAAAUCCAGACCACAACGUUCUCUUCUUCAAGAAGUUCACUUUCUCUUCGACACCCAAGUCGAAGACGAACAACUUGGGAUUCGUCUCUACAGUAUUUCAUACGCCUGGGGAACUCUAAGAUUGGCACAUAGGAGACCAAAGAUAAUCAAGGAAGAUGGAAAAAUCGUACAAAAGGAUGCAACAAUAUACAUUACUUACGAAUCCGGAAGCAGAAACCCUUUGACAACGUACAGUCAACUUUCAAAGGACGACCCUCUUCCAUCAGGAUCAAAAUUCGAGUACAUUGUCGACCAAACGAUACGCGUACAAAAUACUCAUAUCUGCAUCACGGAGACAACACACGAUUACGUAUUUGCUGCAGCCUGUUCAGAGGAAUCAACGAGAUGGAUUCUAGAAAAAGAAAACAGCUACCUAAUUUCCCAAGAAUCCGAAAUGUGUCUUACCGUAGGGGUCGACGAAACCUUAAAAUUGGAAAAGUGUGCUUUGGAAGGAGAUACCAGGAAAAACCAGCAGUGGUUCUUUCAAACAAUAAAUACCAAUCCGGAUGUUAUAGAAAAUUUUCCCGACGUAACAUUGCAGGAUAUUCAAGAAGUCCGAUUAGAACAACGAAGAGCAAUUACAACCACAAUCAACUCACCCAUACUUGGCGGUAUCUUGAAAGCAAAUCACGGCAGCGGAAACAUCAUCUGGGACAUGAUCGCCUGGGGAUUGUUGAAGAACGGACAAUAUGCAAACGGAAAAUGUGUCACACAUCAUGGGCUUGAACAACAACUAACCAUGGAAGAUUGUGACACAGAUUGGACAAAAUGUCAAGAAGAACUAAAAACAUUUAUCACAAGUAACGAUCCCCUGGUGCAAUCACAAGUAUCCGUAGGAAACUGCAGUAGAGCCACUACCAAAGGCCAAGCUUUCGAGUAUACGUCUGAUUUCACCAUUAGACCGUUCAACACUAACGCUUGCGUCAAGGCAAACACAACAAUGCUUAUUCUACAGGAAUGCGCCAACACCAGUUCAAUUUGGGGCACUUUCGAACACACAGGACAGCUCAUGGCAACAGACAGAACUGGCCUACAUUCACUGGCGUCAGACAGAAAAUGUCUCACACUAAAAGUAGGACGUCUGAGUUUAGGGCAUUGCCACGGUUCAAGUAGAAAACAACAGUUUAACUUCGAAUAUCGAAACCCGCACCAAAUACGGACGCUUUCAGCAGCAGCCAUUAUAGCGCUUCACACUCAACAAUCAUUGGACGGAACACAACUCCCACUUAUACCCCCUCUUCACAAAAGAGAAAGUAAAGCAAACAACGAAAACUUAACCACGCCCACCACACAAAAAUCUAUUUCAUCUACUGCAAGCACCACAACGACAGUAAAACCAACUACAAAAUUAAGCACAACCACAAUUAAAACAACAAUAGCAACAACAGCCAUAAAAACGACCGUUAAAAGCGCACCACCGACAACUAGGCCUACAACAACUACUAAGCCUACGACCACCACAACUAAGCCUACGACCACCACAACUAAGCCUACGACUACCACAACUAAGCCUACGACUACCACAACCAAGCCUACAACUACAACAACAAAGCCUACAACUACAACAAAUAAGCCUACUACUACAACUACUACGCCUACAACUACAACAACAAAGUCUACGACUACAACUACUACGCCUACAACUACAACAACAAAGUCUACGACUACAACUACUACGCCUACAACUACGACAACAAAGCCUACAACUACAACAAAUAAGCCUACAACUACAACUACCACAGCUACAACUACAACUACUGAGCCAACGACUACAACCACUAGGCCUACAACUCCAAGUACUGAAGAUACAUUGCAAUCAACUACAACUGAAACCACGUCCACUACACAAUCAUCAACGACAACUAUAGCGACAACAACAACUGAAUCAAUAAGCAAUUCAACAACACCUCUCACAACAACUGAAAAAAUAGGUCUACCCCAAAAUAUAGAAGAAUUCGGUGACAAAAUUAAAUUCGAUAUUUCAAAAAUGCAUGAGCAAUAUAAAAUAAGUAUAGAAACAGAACACGAAAACAAACUUGCAAAAGAAAUUCGCGACGUAUAUUGUCAACUAUCAACGAUAAAGAAAACUCAAGCGGUGAUGUUAGCUCAAAGUAACGGAAUUCUUGCCGCUUCAGCGCUCGGAUUACCCAUCUGUACGAGACUACAAGGCUUCGGACAAGCGAUGACGCUCCAACAAUGUGAAACCAAACGGAUUUUCAUCUCUGCAAAAGAAUCGAAAUGUGGAUUUCAACCAUUCUUUACCUAUGAAGACAAAAACUGCACUAUCGGAGUAGAUGGAUGGUCCAUACAUCCAUAUUCCGAUUGCUUUUGGAAAACUCAUUUGGUGAAUUUAAAUGGAUUCCAUCACACCUGGGAACACAAUUCAACAAAUGGAGAAUGGGUAAAACAAAAAGCAAGCAUUCACAUGCCGAACUUAGACCUCAUCACAGAAUUCGAAGAGUUGCACCUGAAUGAUUUCGACUACAGUCUGAAGAGCCAUCCAGCGCAUGAAACAAUGGAAAUGGAACAAUUAAAUAUCCUAAACGAUCUAGUAGGCCUAAUGCAGGAAUCAAAUUCAAAAUCUGUUUCUGACAUAGUGAUGUCAGAAAAACAAAAUAAUCAGAUAGGAACCAUGUUCUCAUGGUUCGACACAUCAAAAAUUCUUAUCCUAUCUAUCAUAGGAUUCAUUGUAUUCAUCAUAUCCCUACGCAUAUUGAUCAUUUGUGACCCUUUUACAAGAAUCAUGGAAAAAAUUCGACAAGCUAGAAGAUUAAGACGAUAUGGAAUAACUACGGAAGAAGCGCACGAAUUAACUUCAAUGAUCCCAAAUUCAGGCACUCAACCACCGGAAGAAAUAAUAGAGCAACCGUUCACUAGGAUGACGGCUCCUACACCUCUUACCAUGGAAAGACCCACACAAUCACGCCCGGCUCAACCAAGCGCACCGAAACAACGUAAUAUUUAUCCUGUCAUAACAGUGAAGACGCAGUGCAACGUAAUGAAGCAAGUGAUAGUGAAAGCCAACCAGAAAUAA
Molecule: messenger RNA, 3220 nt
Organism: Daphnia magna
Lineage: Eukaryota; Metazoa; Arthropoda; Branchiopoda; Diplostraca; Daphniidae
Source: RefSeq, a predicted model, not a curated record